CCUCAUGAAUCAUUUUUCAACAUUCUUCUCUCUCUCUCUCUCUCUGUCUAUUUAUCUAUACCUGCAAAACGCAGAGAGGGCGGCUUCCUUGUCUUCACAUCUCAACAAAAUGAGCAGAGCUGUAACUCCGUCGUCUUCAUCUAUUGAAAGCAGUAAUUACCACCUUCCUCUCUCAUCUGCUUCUUCUUCUUCAAAUUUCAAAACAGAUCUUAGCACUGAUCUCAGUCUCGGACUCACCGUUUCAUCAACUACUCAACACCACACUCCUUCUCAGCUUACAAGUUUGCAGGGAUCUGGCAAUUGGCCACCCAUCAAGUCGGUUUUAAAGCAAACGGUAGAAGAAGAAGAAGAAGAAGAAAGCGAAUGUAAUAGUUCUGCAACUUUCUUUGUAAAGGUUUACAUGGAGGGCAUUCCUAUUGGUCGAAAAUUAGAUCUUUUGGCUCACGAUGGCUACCGUGAUUUGAUAAGGAGUCUCGAUCAUAUGUUUAACGCUGCCAUUUUCUGGGCUGAAGAGGAGGAAUUGAUGCAUUGUGAGAAAAGUCAUGUGUUGACAUAUGAGGACAAGGAAGGCGAUUGGAUGAUGGUUGGGGAUGUUCCUUGGGAGAUGUUCUUAUCGACUGUAAGAAGGUUGAAGAUCACAAGAGCUUACCACUUUCAACAAUGAUGGUUUUGAUGUGUUCGAUUUAUGAUAUGGUUUUGUGGUUUGGAAGAGACAUAGAAUUGAAAAUUUUGACAGUUUUACGGAUGGAUCAUGUACAUUUAUUUACAUACACAAUUAGUGUAAAUCAGUAGCAGCACCAGCUAUAUCAUUAUUAUUA
This is a messenger RNA of Carica papaya (papaya), 818 nucleotides long. RefSeq names its product indole-3-acetic acid inducible 30 (gene IAA30). Gene Ontology annotation, biological process: regulation of DNA-templated transcription. The record is from RefSeq and is a predicted model, not a curated record. Gene Ontology annotation, cellular component: nucleus. NCBI's taxonomy places the organism in Eukaryota, Viridiplantae, Streptophyta, Magnoliopsida, Brassicales, Caricaceae.